Mucor mucedo is the source of this 1220-nucleotide messenger RNA. RefSeq lists its product as uncharacterized. Bases 106 to 1080 code for a protein of 324 amino acids. Gene Ontology annotation, molecular function: myosin binding. The transcript is spliced from 3 exons. NCBI's taxonomy places the organism in Eukaryota, Fungi, Mucoromycota, Mucoromycetes, Mucorales, Mucoraceae. The record is from RefSeq and is a predicted model, not a curated record.
UUUUUUUUUUUAUUUAUUUUUUUAAAUUAUUUCUUAUUGACUGCUUUUUUAUUUGGAUAGAGACAUGUGCAGGUGAGACGCAUUCAUGCAUCUGCGCUCAACUCAAUGCACAAGAUCAUUUCAUUGUCACAAAAGAGCGAUAGUCUUCUCUUCCGCCUGUUAAACGCACUCCCCACAGAACCACAACAACAGCAAGCAUUCGGCACCCUUUUAUCCAACCAUUUUGAAGCGUAUAUCGAAUGCGUGCAUCAAUUACAACCUUUAAUUGAUACACAUAACCUAGCAACCUUUCGAGACAUGUACAACCUGAACGAAACCAUCCCGUCACUCUUACUCGAGUUCGAUUCGCACCAGUAUGGAGUGGAAGAUAUCCAUCUCAUCUAUUCAGUCAUUUGUUGGAAACGAAGAGAAUACUUGUUAUAUCUGUUGUCGUUGGAUGUCAUGUCGAAUCAUAACCGCACACAUUACGGAAAGACCUGGAGACAGGCGAUUCAGGUCAAUCAUGGGUUAGUGCAUGCGUACUUGCAGUUCAAUGAGAAGCUAGAGUCCAUGGCGUCCCUUGUUGAUGCACGUGUACAGAAAGAGGAGGUGUUGUCCGUGCAAACCUCUCCUUCUUCCAUGACAGCAGCAACAGCAGGAGCAGGAGCAGAAGGGUUGUUAUCUUCUUCCUCUCAUCAUUCCGACAGUCGAUCCAUUACCUUGAUGCAUCGCGUGUCUGCUCUUGAAAAACAUGUGGAAGAUAUUCAAGCAAAACUAUUCCUCUGUAAACAAGACACCAAAUCACUUUCCUCCGGUCGAGUGUCGUGGCUAGGACUGGAGAGAAUGAAUAAACGGUUUAGCCAGAUAGAUGAACAUAUGCAGAUCAUGAUUGGGCAGUGGGAAGAGAGUAAACAUGCGCUGGAAGAGAUGCUGGAAGACCAACAAACGAAACUGGACACGAUCGCAUCACUGCCUUCACCUCCUUCUUCGCCACGUGGGUUACCUACAUUGGAAGAUAAACGAACAUAUCAACCCUUUACAGUGAAACGAAUGCAUUCAUUCAACAAUAGUAAAUACAAGACACGCACAGAGACUAUUUAAUAUAUCGGAUAAAACAUGAAUUAUAAAUACAAAUAAAACAAUAAAAUCUUUCCGAAAUCCUAUAUUUAUAAAAAGUGAUGGAGGAGAGAAAAGGGGAGAUAAAGAAAGAGAGUAAAAAAAAAAAAGAGGAAUGAAAAAGA